Messenger RNA from Helianthus annuus (common sunflower), 4908 nucleotides. RefSeq names its product ATP-dependent RNA helicase DEAH13. The coding region runs from base 855 to 4709 and encodes 1284 amino acids. Gene Ontology annotation, cellular component: nucleolus; intracellular anatomical structure. Lineage: Eukaryota; Viridiplantae; Streptophyta; Magnoliopsida; Asterales; Asteraceae. Gene Ontology annotation, biological process: maturation of SSU-rRNA from tricistronic rRNA transcript (SSU-rRNA, 5.8S rRNA, LSU-rRNA). The record is from RefSeq and is a predicted model, not a curated record. The transcript is spliced from 11 exons. Gene Ontology annotation, molecular function: ATP binding; RNA binding.
AUAUACAUCUUUAUGCACUAAUUUAUAAUAGUCUAGGGUUAAUUUUGAUAAAUCUAUAAAUUGGAGGAUGAAAUCGUAACUUAGUUAAAAGAAAAGGUGUAAACAAGGAAAACAAAGAGUUGAUUUUUUAUAACCUACGUAUAAACCUAAACUAAAUCAGCCGUCCUCUUUCUCUCUUCCCUGUUCGCUCAUCUAAAGCUCUAUCUAAAGCUAAAAAUCAGCCGACAGAUCUUUCAUUCUACGAUUCAGCAGGGAAUGUAAGGUUCGAUCAGCAACUUCGAUUAGCCACCAUUUCUUCUCUACUACGAUUGAAUUGUUUUUUCGGAAUGCCAUUAUGGUCGUCGGAAACGCGAUCCCAAGCGAAACCGGAUCGUUUUCGUACCGCGAAUUGGAUCGGACGAACCAAAACGUCCCCGAUACUCUGUUUUGGAAGUCCCCAAUAUCGGGUACGGUUUUGUAGAAGUCCCCAAUAUCCGGGUACGUUUGGGAAACGUCCCCGAGCCGUCCCCUACGCGUUUCCGUCCCCGAGCCAUCCCCGGGACGGGUACUUGAUGUAAGAUGCCGUCCCCGUGCUUCAUAGCGUUCAGUCAUAUGAAAUUGGAACAUCUAGAAAAGUGAACCCAGUGAAAAAAAUUUCUAGAUCCACCACUGAGUAGCGAUUCAGUUUAUCUUGUGAGCCCUAUUAUGUAUAAUGUGCAAUUAUUUUAUUUGAAGUUGGUGAUAUUGUAAUGCGAAAAUAUAUAUGUAUGAUUCAAAUUUGGUUUAUAUUUGCCACUAGUUGAUAGUUCCGUUAACUAUAAACAAGUGAAAUUUGGUUGCAUUUGUUUACCCGAUUCUUCUUUUUGUCUCCCUUAAUGAAAAUUCCUGGAUUCCAGGAUUCAAUGGAGUCCUUGGACGGUGUAGACAAUGGAUCCCAUUUUUCGAGCUUAAAUGGAGAUGAUAGCAAUGUACUAGUUAUGAUGCAAAAGAAAAAGAAAAAAUCCAAAGAGAAAAGUUCAAAACAGGGAUCUCUAAAGUCAAAGAAAAAAGAAAAAGCUAAACCAAGCAAUUCCCAGAAGAGAAAGCUGAAGAAGCUCGAGGAGGACAAGGAGAAAUCGCUUCUUUUAUCCAAAAGCCUCGAAACAUUAGAGAAAUACAAAAUUCAUGACGACGCCUAUUCACUCAUGUGGUCUUCACGCAAUCUGGGCCAGGUUGAAACCGCACGUGAGAAACGCAGGCGAGAAGUGCAGUUUGCUAAAACGGGGUUGGUACUACAACAUAAUGACCGGCCUUCAAAAAGAAGAGACAAUAAAACCGAUUCGACUGAAGAUUACUCCGAUCCAGUCAACAUAGAGGAUGUUUCUAGUCAACCAAUGAAUGUAGAUAUCGAAAUCAUAAAUGUGAAACUUUCUCCAUUAAGAUCUUCUCCAGAACUACCAUGUAACAGUGGAGCUGAUGCCAUUGGUGCAUUAGACCCUCCUUCAGUUGUUACCAAACUUGAAAAUGAGCAUACUGAUACAUCCAUUCUAGAAGAUCCAAAACCUUCAGAAACGACAUCUAGUAGUCGUAAACCCAUGGAGAAAUCAACGGAAGCAAUCGUCUCUACAAAGAGUACGGUUUCUUCACAGAAACCUGUGGCUACCCCUACGGUGGUUCGUGUAUCAAGGCCAAAGGAUGUUGAGUCGAAGCGGAUGGAUCUUCCAAUAGUCAUGAUGGAGCAAGAGAUUAUGGAAGCAAUAUAUGAGAAUAUUAGUGUUAUCAUAUGUGGAGAAACUGGGUGUGGUAAGACCACACAAGUUCCUCAGUUUCUGUAUGAGGCUGGAUUUGGUAACAAAAAUCAUAGCAGUCGAAGUGGGAUUAUCGGUGUUACGCAACCGCGUCGUGUGGCGGUUCUUGCUACUGCAAGGCGUGUGGCUUUCGAGCUUGGUGUUGGUCUAGGGAAGGAGGUUGGUUUUCAAGUUAGGCAUGACAAGAGGAUUGGCGACAGCUGUUCAAUCAAGUUCAUGACCGAUGGAAUAUUGCUUCGAGAAUUGCAGAAUGAUUUUUUGUUGAAGCGAUAUUCAACUAUAAUAUUGGAUGAGGCUCACGAGAGGAGUCUGAAUACCGACAUACUUACUGGGAUGUUGUCUCGCGUUAUAGUAGAACGCCAGAAAAUACACGAGCAGCAAACCGCAUACGAGGUUUCAACGGGAAAAACGAUUACCGCUGACAAGAAGAUACAUCCAUUACGACUGAUAUUAAUGAGUGCGACCAUGCGCGUUGAAGACUUUGUGUCGGGUGUUAAAAUCUUCUCAAAUCCGCCACCUAUAAUCGAAGUUCCAACUCGACAAUAUCCCGUAACAACACAUUUCUCAAAAAGAACCGAUAUUGUGGAUUACAUUGGCCAAGCGUAUAAAAAAAUAUUAUCAAUUCAUAAAAGACUUCCACCUGGUGGAAUACUUGUAUUCGUGACAGGUCAAAGGGAAGUAGAAUACUUGUGCCGCAAGCUUCGCAAAGCGUCUCUUGAGUUGACCAAAAGAAAGUCAAAUAUAGAUGGUGCUGUCACCAACGAGGACACGUGUAAAGAGUUUGACAUGAAGGAGAUCGACGAAGCGUUUAAGAUGGAAAACAACCGACAGACAGACAGAUUUAGCUCUUACGGUGAAGGUGAAGACGAAGAUGAUUGUGACGUAUCGGAAAACGAGUCUUUUGAUUCCAUUGGGUCUGAUGACGAAAGUGAUUUGGAAGAAGUUGAUGAUAAAGUCAAAGAUUCGGUUACUCAAGAUAAUGAAUUUGAUAAUGUUUUAAAGGGAAACAGUAAUUUUGACGCGUUAAAAUCCGCUUUUGAAGCUUUAUCGGGAAAAACUACGUUAGACAGUAAACCGGAUGACGAUUCAAAACAACAAUUAAAACAGGAUGCGUCUCCUGGUGCAUUGUCGGUUCUACCACUAUACGCCAUGCUUCCUGCAUCUGCACAGCUUCGUGUGUUUGAGGAUAUUAAGGAAGGAGAGCGGUUAGUGGUGGUUGCAACUAAUGUCGCCGAAACAUCUUUAACAAUACCUGGGAUAAAGUAUGUGGUUGAUACGGGUCGAGAAAAGGUUAAAAAUUAUAACUCGUCAAAUGGAAUGGAAACAUAUGAAGUACAGUGGAUAAGUAAAGCAUCUGCGGCCCAACGGGCCGGAAGAGCGGGAAGAACUGGGCCGGGCCAUUGUUAUCGUCUUUAUUCGUCUGCGGUCUUUAACAACAUAUUUGCAGACUUUUCAACUGCUGAAAUUUUAAAAACACCUGUUGAUGGUGUCGUUCUGCUCAUGAAAUCCAUGGGUAUUAAAGAGAUUACAAAAUUCCCGUUUCCGACACCUCCGGAAGCUAAAGCCUUGUGUGAAGCAGAAGUUUGUUUAAAAUCAUUAGAAGCACUUGAUCAUGACGGGAACUUAACGCCCUUAGGGAAGGCAAUGUCACACUAUCCAAUGAGUCCACGCCAUUCACGAAUGCUAAUUACAGUUAUCCAGAUCCUGAAAAACGGUAACGGGUUCGCAAGAAAAAACUUAAUUCUAGGAUACGCGCUUGCAGCUGCUUCCGCUUUGAGCUUGUCAAAUCCUUUCGUAAUGCAGUUUGAAGGGGAUCAAAGUGAAGACGUCACCACUAAGGACGAAAAGCUUAAAAAAAGAAAACUAAAAGAAAAAUCUAAAACGGCUCUUGUGAGGUUUUCAAACCCUACUAGUGACGCGUUAACCAUAGCAUACGCAUUGCAGUGCUUUGAAUUGUCGGAAAACCGAGUGGAAUUUUGUGACGAGAAUUCGUUGCAUCUUAAAACGAUGGAGGAAAUGUCGAAGUUGAGAAAACAGCUUCUGCAUUUGGUUUUUAACCAGCGGGAACUCGUGUGGAGUUAUGGAACGAUCGACGAUGUAGAACGGGCUUGGAUGGUUUAUUCCAACAAGCACCCGUUGAUGUUGACCGAAGAGGAGCUUUUAGGCCAAGCUAUAUGCGCAGGCUGGGCUGAUCGGGUUGCUAAACGGGUCAGAGGAGUUUCGGGUUUAUCCGAAGAAGAUCGGAAAGUGAACGCACCCCGAUAUCAAGCUCACAGAGUUAAAGAAACCGUGUUCCUUCAUCGAUGGUCAUCUGUUUCCCGAACCGCCCCCGAGUUUUUGGUUUUCAGCGAACUUGUCGAGAGAAAACGUCCGUAUAUACAUGGCGCCACGCGAGUAAAACCGGAGUGGCUCGCUAAACAAUCGAGCUAUCUUUGCACUUUCUCCGCACCACUUGCAGACCCAAAACCGUAUUACGAUCCUCUAACCGACAUGGUUUAUAACUGGGUGAGUGCGGCGUUUGGUGACCAUUUAUGGCAGCUACCGUUGCACAGUUUACCUGUGAAAGAUGAGAAGAUUAAGGUCAACGUGUUCUGUUACUCUUUGCUUGACGGGAUUGUGCUGCCAUGUGUGAAACGGGCUCGUGAGUUCAUGGCAGCCCAGCCCGUUAGUGUUUUGAAGCCAGAGGUGGCGGGCCAUAAGAGAUACGGGAAACUUGUUUAUGAGUUGAGGAAAGGGAAUAUUGACAGCUGCGCGAUACUAAGGAAGGUAUGGGAUGAAAAUGCAGGAGUAUUGUAUGAUGAACUUUUGAGUUGGUUCCAGGAGGGAUUUGAGAGUAAAUUUGAUAAGUUAUGGGAAAAUAUGCAGCGAGAAGUACGUUUAGAUCCUCAAGAACGCUUUGUUAAAGUGAUCAAAAAAGAGAAAAGCAGAAAAAUUAAGAGUUAGUGGUUGCUUUGUUUUUUAUGUAUGUUAUUUUUUUAAUUGUUAGAUCUGUUGCAUUUUUGUUUCUUAGAACUGCGGUAACCAGGUCGGUAAUAGAAUCGUUACAGGAGAUGAAUGAUAAAGAAGCACUUCAAUUUUUGUUCACCAAAGAAUACAACAUCAAAAAUUCGUUAAUUUGAUAUCUAAUUUUGUUUAAGUUGAA